AUGGCAGUUUUUGCAUCGAACGAGGCCUCUCUUGCAGAGUUACCCAUUGACUUCUUCAAUUCUCAAAGUUCAGCUUUCAAAGUUCAGUUCAGCCUCUUGAACGGCAAGAAGCGGAAUGUUUUUGAGGAGACCUGGACCCAGAGGGCCAAGGGACUGACCAGGGCACUUCCCUUCCAGGCCUACCAGGACCUCUCGGCGUUCUUCAUCUUCAGCAUGGUGUCCGGCCUCUGGCUGGUGAUCAGCAAUUUCUGCAAACGGCGCCUGAUCAUCAACCACACCCGGGACGUCUACCAGUUCUACAUCCGGGGCAUCCUGUGGCAUGAGGGGCCCCUGCACCAGAUCUACGUCCGGACCGUCAGCCAGCGAGACGCCUAUGGGAAGCUGUUCUACAGCCUCAUCAUCAACGGCUACCGCCUGGAGGUCCUCACCCUGGUCCGCUUGACCAAGAACUAUGAGCUGGUGGACACCCUUGGACGCCGCAUCGCCCGCUACCUGAACCUCAACUAUUUUGAGUAUGAGGACCUCUCCAUGCUCCACGUCGUCCGCCAUUUCCCCCCCGAGAUCGAUGAAGAUGAAGAUGAGGAUAUGUCGAUAGUGUAA
This is a messenger RNA of Protobothrops mucrosquamatus (brown spotted pit viper), 600 nucleotides long. RefSeq names its product transmembrane protein 249 (gene CATSPERQ). Lineage: Eukaryota; Metazoa; Chordata; Lepidosauria; Squamata; Viperidae. The transcript is spliced from 5 exons. The record is from RefSeq and is a predicted model, not a curated record. Bases 1 to 600 code for a protein of 199 amino acids.